CAUCUACAGCAGGCCGCGGCAGGCUCAACAUCUCCAAUCAACCUUUAUGUGGUCGUAAUAUCCCUCGUGGGCACCUGAUUAGAGAACUCCAAGGCCUGACACCAGCUUAGCCCUCGGCAAAGCUUCUGUCAAGCCAUUUGAAGAUGGCGGCCGUUAGAGCUGCGUUCGUCUCCAAUACCAUAACUAUGAAGCCAGAAUAUUAAGUGCACUGGAUAUGCAACUUGGUCCGGUUAAAACUGUCGGAGAGGUGGCACGAUUUGGCUUUGUACCAUCGAGCCUUGCACGAGAAAAGGCCGAGAUGGGCAUCUUACAGAGCUGGUACAACAUCGCAUUGCGGGCAAAUGUCAGCGACGAGGAGUAUCUCGACACUAUCAGUGUUACCCCACGAAGCGCUAUCUCCACUGAAGGAACAAUACCAAGUUCGAUGUCCUUACCACAACUGCGCUACCCAUCAGAUAAUCCCGACUUGUCUUGGCGCCGGUGGUACCAUAGUCCGAGGCCAAGACGUGUUUCGAGCAUCAUACGCUAUCAUCUACUAUUCAUCUGUGGCACAGACUUCAUAAGUUUAGGCCCUGAGGACAUGCAAGAAGGUGAUACCGCUACCAUUCUCCUUGGUAGCCCCGUUCCUUACAUCUUACGGCCUGUUGCCAAUCGCCUCUUCGAUCAGAGAUUUGACUUGGUAGGAGAGUGUUACGUGUAUAGUGUCAUACAUGGAGAGCCCUCGCAUUACGUACGAGAAGAGGUGGAAAAGGUGGGUGGCAUACUGUCAGAGUUCAGUGAAGAACUGUACGCAAAGGGAAGAAUUUGAAGAUUGUACUGGGGUUGUAUUGGGUGAAGCUAUGAACAGUAUAUAUAGGUGAGUAGCUGUGAACAACGCUAGUGUG
Macroventuria anomochaeta is the source of this 884-nucleotide messenger RNA. RefSeq lists its product as uncharacterized. NCBI's taxonomy places the organism in Eukaryota, Fungi, Ascomycota, Dothideomycetes, Pleosporales, Didymellaceae. The coding region runs from base 215 to 808 and encodes 197 amino acids. The record is from RefSeq and is a predicted model, not a curated record. The transcript is spliced from 2 exons.